This is a messenger RNA of Phascolarctos cinereus (koala), 2334 nucleotides long. RefSeq names its product T cell leukemia homeobox 1 (gene TLX1). Gene Ontology annotation, biological process: animal organ development; regulation of transcription by RNA polymerase II. The record is from RefSeq and is a predicted model, not a curated record. Gene Ontology annotation, cellular component: nucleus. NCBI's taxonomy places the organism in Eukaryota, Metazoa, Chordata, Mammalia, Diprotodontia, Phascolarctidae. Gene Ontology annotation, molecular function: DNA-binding transcription factor activity, RNA polymerase II-specific; RNA polymerase II cis-regulatory region sequence-specific DNA binding.
GGCGCGCCGGGGGACAUGGAACACCUGGCCCCGCACCACCUCCACCCAGGCCACGCCGAGCCCAUCAGUUUCGGCAUUGAUCAGAUCCUCAACAGCCCGGACCAGGGCAGCUGCAUGGUGUCCGCCUCGCGCCUGCAGGACGCAGACUAUGGGCUCGGUUGCAUAGUUAGCAGCGCCUACAACACCAUGACCGGGAGUUAUGGGGGAGCCGGCGGAGGCAGUGGUGGCGGCGGGGCUGGCCCGGGCCCCGGGCCUGGGGCGGGAGCCGGAGCAGGCGGUGGUGGCGGCGCGGGGGGCUAUGGAGGCGGCGGCGGCAGUGCCUGCAGUAUGGCCUCGCUGGCCGGCUCCUACAAUAUGAACAUGGCCAUGGGCACCGGGAGCGGCGGGAGCGGUAGCGCUCUCAGCUCCGCCGGGGUGAUUCGGGUGCCUGCCCACAGGCCUCUGGCCGGAGCCGUUCCUCACCACCAGCCCCUCGCCACCGGCAUGCCCACCGUACCCGCCGUACCCAGUGUCAACAACCUCACAGGACUCACUUUCCCCUGGAUGGAGAGUAACCGGCGAUACACAAAGGACAGGUUCACAGUGGCCCUCUCACCCUUCACUGUAACACGCCGUAUAGGUCACCCCUACCAGAACCGGACGCCCCCGAAGAAGAAGAAACCGCGCACAUCCUUCACACGUCUUCAGAUCUGCGAGCUGGAGAAGCGCUUUCAUCGCCAAAAGUACUUGGCGUCAGCCGAGCGCGCGGCCCUCGCCAAGGCGCUCAAAAUGACCGACGCGCAGGUCAAAACUUGGUUCCAGAAUCGAAGAACGAAAUGGAGGCGGCAGACCGCGGAGGAGCGGGAGGCGGAGAGGCAGCAGGCUAACCGCAUCCUUAUGCAGCUGCAGCAGGAGGCCUUCCAGAAGAGCUUGGCUCAGCCGCUACAGGCUGAUCCUCUCUGCGUGCACAAUUCAUCACUCUUCGCCCUGCAGAACCUGCAGCCCUGGUCCGACGACACGGCUAAGAUCACCAGCGUCACGUCAGUGGCCUCAGCCUGCGAGUGACCCCCCCUUCCUACCGGGGCCCACCCCGCUCGGUUUCUCUGUCCCCUCCCCAGCCUCUCAGAUCCUUAGCCCCUCCAGGACCCCCGCCAGAGAAGUGGGAGCCCAGACUUUGGGGUUGCGAGAGAGAGGAGCGACCUCCCCACCCUGAGUCCUCGCAUUGCACCCCGCACUCAGCCUCGGGAGAAGGCCCGAAGUCGGGGGCUCUGCCUGGAAAGGAGUAGGGGAGGUUCCCGAGGGCUUUGCACAGAGGAAAGAGUGAGGACCCUUCCCCCUGCCCCAGCCCCUUUCACGGAUCACGAGCCAGUUCUCCCUGCCCCUCCCUCUCCCCCUCAGUAACCGGACACAAAGUGAAACUCGUAGAAAGCCAGCCAGCCAGCUACCUGCCUCUGCUCUCCGAGGUCCGGUACCAGUGCAGUCCGGGUGAGAAACCCCACCCCUAUCCCCGGCUUUAUUUUCAGUGGAAAAGAAGAAAUUGGAAAUAGAAUAGGAACUUCGAUAAGAAGGGGCCUGGGGACCUAACUGGAGCCUCUAGUCCCGGGCAGCUUACCCCUCCCUGACCCUCGGUUCAGCUGGUACUUUUCAGAUUCUGCUCAAUUUCCGUUUAUUUUAUUUUAUUUUAUUUUAAAAUUUGGGAAUCUAGAGGGAGGCCGAGGAAGUGGAGGAGGAGAGAGGAAAAUUGGAGCUUCUAGGAUCGAGAGCGUUCUGAAGGGGUCCCCCAAGGAGCGGGUCGAUCCCCUGUAGAUUCAGCCCUACUGAAACCCAGAAACACUGUCACAGUCACUCGUGGACAACCACGCCACACACAGCAGCUGCAUAGUCACCCACAGUCACGAAGUUUCAUAAUGCACUUGGGUGCCCACAGUAUCACUGGCAGGAGCACACAACAAUCGAAGUGCCAGCGUUCACACAGCUUUAUACAGAUCCCAGUGACACUCAGUAAUGCCCACAAUUCCUGUUUGCUCCCAUCAUUCACAGUCACUCAUACAAUUCCGAACACUCAGUAGCAGGCAAGCACAAUUCUACACCCCCCCCCCAAACACACACAAAUACAGUCCCACACAGUGUCCCUCGAACACAGUGUCCGCGCAAUCUCGAACAACCAACAGUCUUGUAUACAGAUUGUAAAGGACAGUCAUACAUGGAGCCUGUUUGGGGAGGUUAGCUUUGCAUCCGUCUUUGGGGGGUUUUAAGUUAUGCACUUAUAAGGUGUUUUCCCUGUAACCAUUUUAUAAAGUGCUUGUGUAAUUUAUGUGGAAAAUAUGAAUAAAAUCGUCCGGAUCCGGAACCUUG